AUUCAAUUCAAGCCAGUUAAACGUUUAAAUAGAUCGCGUCAUUGCUUUUUCUAAUGAUUCAGCCUAGAAGUAGGUCUGUGCCGCUUUUGUAAAUGAAAUGCAUUUUAAGAAACUGCGAUGUGCAAAUCACGAAAAUAAAUUUUAGUGAUGGAAAAUUUUGUGCCAUCUCUCUGCUUUCUAACUUUUUUUGGUUAUUCGUUUGAUUUCUUUGUUUAAAUUUUAUUUUAUUUUAUUUUGGUUACAACUUUAUUUUGGUGAUUUUUCUCUUUUCAGUUGAGAAAUGUUAUCAGACUCGGUUCUGAGUGUACUAGUCAGCAGUUUCAUUCUGCUUGUCAGUUUGUGCAAUGCACAGACUGCUCCGAUAACCGACAGCUUCAACAAAGAAGACACCGAGCGAGUAGCUGCAUUGGCCAUGAACACUUUAUCAAACCCGACUCAACAUGAUUUGGCAACUCUGUUUUACGCCUCAAGUAUUGUGAAAGGUUUGGGUCAACAGGUCAAGAGUUCGAAACCGGUGUGCGACUUUGUGAAAUCGAAGGUGGCGGCUUCUGCCAGUCAGCUGCAGAACGCAUAUUACAUCGCGGGUAUUAGCAAGGCGCUCUCGUGUGCGGUUCCUGCGAAGGACUUCGAGAAGACCAUCAAGACAGUGGAAGAUGAAAAGACCAAGAUGCAAGACCGAUUCUACGGAAUCCAAGCGGCUGCAGACUUCGGAUCCCUGGCGUCCAUCAACGCAGACUUACUCGUCAAAUCAAUCUCAGCUCAAUUGACAUCAAACGUCGACACUCCUCUGUCGAAUCAAGUUUAUGGAGUGCAUAUUGCGUCUAACUUGGCAGGAACCGCGAAAACAUCUGCAACUGAGCUGAACAACUUGUUCUUGUUGGUUGAAGACAUAAUUGGUCAGGCGGAUGAAGUGAACGAAAAGUAUCUUCAGCUGGAGGGAGGACUGGGAGUGACUGCUCUGUUUGUAGAAGGGGCCUUCAAUUUGGCUGCCAAACUAAACAAGCCACCUCUGAUCCUGCAGAACAAACUGCAGCAGCUGUCCAGCUACAUUCUCUCUCGCAAGGACAGUCAGAACCUGAAGAGUCUCUACUUUGUGGUCCUCUCUGCUCACACCCUCUCCACCAACCAACACUUCAUCCCAGUGGCAGUGUCCCUGGACACCCUCGCAUUCUCCGCUGCCAGCAAGGACGAGAAGGUCAAGGUGAGAGUGACUAAUCUGCUGGGGGCGGAGUUGAAGGGCGUCUCUGGAGUGACCGCAGAACAGGUGGAAAGGAACUCGGACUCGGUCAUCGUCGUCAGCAAGGAACAGCUCAAGGCAACCACGCCCUCAGACAAGUCUGUGUAUACAUUGGACCUGUUGAAAUUGAAGCCUGGCGCUGGAUUCUACACCCUCACGGUAUCGGUGUCCUCCAGCUCAGCACCUGGAUCGGCAAAACUGGUUGGAAUGGCCCCUGGAAAUGCAAAGUUGAGUCUGCGUGUAUUGACUGAGGUGACUGCGAGUAACAUGAACAUUGCAGUGAUCGACUCCGAGUCCACUUCCACCAUCGGAAAGCAAAAUCCUGUGUCUUACCCGAAUGCAUUGAAAUCGACUCUGUAUGCUGACUCCACUCAGAAGGUGGUGGCUUCCUUCUCCAUCAAAGACAAACUGUCCAAUCUGGACUUCGAGCCCCACCAGGUGUUCAUGAGGAUGGUCCACAUCGAGUCUGACCAGGAGGUGUUCUUCGUCUGUGAAAAGUCGGCAGGACUGUACGAGUUCGAAAUGAAACUCAAGGCGAGUGACAGCAUCUUCAAGUCACUAUCUGGCGACUACAACAUGUACUUGAUAGUGGGCGAUGCAGUGGCCUCCAACUCCUUCAUGUGGCAGCUAGCCAAGAUCACUCUCGCGUUCGCAGAGGGAAAGACAUACCAGCCAGCCUCCUAUCUGGACGAGUUCAAGCCCAAGCCAGAGAUUCAUCACAUGUUCCGACAGCCUGAUCCUCGUCCGGCUCUCAUCUUCUCCCAGGCAUUCGCCGUGCUGGCUCUGCUUCCUCUCCUGUUCCUCCUACUGAUCUGGUCAAAAAUGGGUGCUAAUGUGGCCAAUAUGGAGAUGGAUGUGCCCACCAUUGGGUUCCACUUGGGACUGGCUUCCAUAUUUGGACUCUACUAUUGCUACUGGGCACAACUGAAUAUGUUCCAAACUAUGAAGUGGCUGGUAUUGCUGGGGUCAAUAACUUUCUUCUGUGGACACAAACUGCUCAAAAAACUAGCCAUUGCCAGGGUUAACAACUCGCGUGUAGUUGGCGGAUAACGAAAAGAAGGUGGAAUAAACCGAAGGAGAGAACAAACGAGAUUCAUUGUGAAGCAUCAAAGCCAUGAAUAGAAAAAAUUUCCUUAGUGAAAAUAACAUCAAAACGGCCUGAAUCAGCGGAUUACUGAACGACUGUAUUAAACAACUGGACUUGUUUUGUAACUUGUUUAAAAUUGUUAUUGAUUGACUAGAUCGAAUUCAUAAACAAAAUUGUUGAAGAAAAAGCUGGUAAAAAGUGUUUUUGUGAUUAUUAUACCAUAUCUUUUCAUUGUUGUACGUUGAAAAUGCCCUAAUAGUAUUUAUCUUUUUUCAUAUAUAUAUUUGCUUCCAAAUUGUGACACUUGGAACCAUUUUACUUGCUUCGAAAAAUUUUGGUUUUUUAAUGGCAAAAUCUUUAAAUUUUUUAAGGUUAUAUCAUCAAUAAUGAAUGGUUCCUCAGUACUGAAUAGUUGAUUUUCUUUGAAAAAUGUACCCAAAUUUGUGAGUGGAAGUGUACAAAAUUUAUCUCUUAAACAAACGUGUUGAUUAUAUGUAAAAGUAUCAUAUAUGGGGUUGGGCUUUGUUUCAAAUUACGUGUAUUGGUUGGUUAAUAAAUA
Symsagittifera roscoffensis is the source of this 2883-nucleotide messenger RNA. Its product is annotated as dolichyl-diphosphooligosaccharide--protein glycosyltransferase subunit 2-like. Gene Ontology annotation, biological process: protein N-linked glycosylation. The record is from RefSeq and is a predicted model, not a curated record. The transcript is spliced from 11 exons. Gene Ontology annotation, cellular component: oligosaccharyltransferase complex; membrane. Bases 281 to 2287 code for a protein of 668 amino acids. Lineage: Eukaryota; Metazoa; Xenacoelomorpha; Acoela; Convolutidae.